Siniperca chuatsi (mandarin fish) is the source of this 3333-nucleotide messenger RNA. RefSeq names its product polo-like kinase 4 (Drosophila) (gene plk4). NCBI's taxonomy places the organism in Eukaryota, Metazoa, Chordata, Actinopteri, Centrarchiformes, Sinipercidae. Gene Ontology annotation, molecular function: protein kinase activity; protein binding; ATP binding. The transcript has 15 exons. Gene Ontology annotation, biological process: protein phosphorylation. The record is from RefSeq and is a predicted model, not a curated record. The coding region runs from base 193 to 3003 and encodes 936 amino acids.
GGGUGUGACGUGUCUAAGGGAGUAACGGGCGGAUAUUUUCAAAAUGGAAGAAAUGGCAAAGUUUUGGAGGGGAACACAAGAACAACAUUUAUUUGCCCUCUGAGAACUCCUGUACCGACUAUCGAUGCACUCAGCCGACCGAGGAACAUUAUUACAAACCUGCAUGCAUAUGCAAGGCGAAAACCAGGCACGAUGAGUGUUUCGAUCGGCGAAAAAAUCGAGGAUUUUAAGGUCCUCACCCUCCUGGGGAAAGGCUCCUUUGCAUGUGUUUACCGGGCAAAAUCAGUGAAGACGGGUCUGGAGGUUGCUAUCAAAACGAUUGACAAAAAAGCAAUGCACAAGGCUGGUAUGGUUCAGCGUGUGACAAACGAGGUGGAAAUUCAGUGCCGACUGAAACAUCCUUCAAUACUUGAGCUGUACAACUACUUUGAGGACAGCAACUAUGUGUAUUUGGUGUUGGAGAUGUGCCACAAUGGAGAGAUGAGUCGGUACCUUAAAGAGCGGAAGAUGCCCUUCUCUGAGGAUGAAGCAAGACAUUUCAUGCAUCAAAUAGUGAAAGGAAUGCUGUAUUUACAUACUCAUGGCAUCUUGCAUCGAGAUCUGACCUUGUCAAACCUUUUGCUGACCAGCAACAUGAACAUUAAAAUAGCAGACUUUGGCCUGGCCACUCAGCUCAAACUCCCAAAUGAAAAGCACUUCACCAUGUGCGGAACACCCAACUACAUCUCCCCAGAGGUGGCCACUCGCAGUGCUCAUGGCCUGGAAUCAGAUGUCUGGUCACUGGGGUGCAUGUUUUAUGCCUUCCUGAUGGGUCGCCCCCCAUUUGACACGGACACAGUCAAGCACACCCUGUCUAAGGUGGUUCUUGGGGAUUAUGAGAUGCCUAGCCAUGUUUCUUUAGAGGCUCAGGACCUGAUCCAUCAGCUGCUGCAGAAGGACCCCGCCCACCGGCCCAGCCUCUCUGCCGUGCUUGACCACCCGUUUAUGACCCAGAGCCUGCUGGUCAGGACCAAGGAGCUGGGGUUGGGGGAUGAAGGAUCCAUGGACAGCGGCAUUGCCACCAUCUCGACAGCCUGCACCUCCUCCACCUCAGCCAGCAGCAGCAGCCGCCUCCAGAGGAGAACCAGGCACAUGAUUGGCUCUGCCCUGCCUAACCGCAUGGCGCCUGUUCCAAGUCUUUCACGUCAACCCAGCAACGCCUGUUUUGAGGACAGAGACCAGUGGCAGCAGCAGCAGCAGCAUCCCGCGGACAGAUUUCACAGAGAGGGCAGGAGCAGGGGGGUUUACGGUGGAGAAAGUGGACAGCCUCAUUCUCGCUACCUGAGGAGGGCUCAAUCUUCAGAUUGCUCCGGCUCUUCUGUAUCAGGCCAGGGGUUGAGUCACGCUGAGCUGGGGAGAUGCCACUCAGAGGAGACUCUGACUGGUUUAGGAAGACCAGUCUUCCCCAUGUCCUCCACUCAGCACCCAUUUUCAGAGCGUGGAAGGCUCCCUUCUCCCCCUGUCAAACAGUCAGCAAACUCUGGGUAUUCGUUAUCCACACAGACUGCACAUCCACCAAACUUGCAAUUUCAAGACCUGGAGGGAGUUACUAAUUGGCUCAAUAAUGAGGCUUCUGGGCACAGGCCCGCAGACAGCAGCACUCACAGCAGCGGCGGCAGCUUCCACAGCAGCAGAGGACCUUUAGGAGUUCACAAUUCCUGGACAGACAAGCCCAUGGGCCGAAGUGUGAACCCUCACCACAACCAGCACCACAUGCACCACAACCUUCCCUCUAAUUCUGACUCAUACAGGGAAAAUAUACCCGGAGCAGAGUUCCAACCUCCUCACGGCAGAGAGUUAAAGCUCCCUUCUGCCAUGCCCAGUGUGGAUAAAGAGAAGAAAACGCUGAGAGACAUAGUCCCGCCCCUGUGCGCAUCCAGACUGAAGCCUAUCAGACAGAAGACCAAAAAUGCUGUUGUGAGCAUCCUGGACACAAGUGAAGUGUGUAUGGAGUUGUUGAAAUGCCACAGUGGUCAAGAGAGGGUCAAAGAAGUUCUUCGGAUAUCCUGUGAUGGUUCAAUGGUAACGAUAUACCAGCCUAAUGGUGGAAAGGGUUUUCCUGUCCUGGACUGUCCUCCUGCUCCUCCAGAAGACAUUCUGAUUUGUAGUUACGAGGACCUUCCAGAAAAAUACUGGAAGAAGUACCAAUAUGCCUCCAAGUUUGUGCAGCUCGUAAAAUCCAAGACUCCAAAAGUGACCCUUUACACCAAGCAUGCAAAAGUCAUGCUGAUGGAGAACUCUCCCAAUGCAGACCUGGAAGUUUGCUUUUAUGAUGGAGCAAAGACCCACAAGACGUCAGAGCUGGUGCGAGUGGUGGAGAAGAGCGGGAAGUCGUACACGGUGAAGGGCGAGGUGGGGCUGAGCGGCCUGAGCCCAGAGAGCAGGCUGUAUGUGGAGCUGUCGGAUGAGGGCCACAGCAUGUGUCUGUCCCUGGAGGCCGCCAUCACAGCGGAGGAGCAGCGCAGCACCAACGACGUCCCUUUCUUCCCCAUAACUAUCGGCAGGAGACCUGUCAACCCAGACUCCCCGUGCUCAUCGUCCAUGCCCUCCCACCCGGUGCCUCCUGAUACAGCUUCACCUCCUCAACCUCCACAAAUCACUCCUUCAAUGAUCUCCUACGAUGGGUCUGAUUUCACCACAGCCAGCCUGAGUAAGAAAAGCUCCCCAGUGCGACAGGACCUGGUACAAAACACAGGAAAAGUGGUUAAGUCGAUAUUUGUGCCCAAUGUUGGAUGGGCAUCCCAGCUGACAAGUGGAGAGGUGUGGGUGCAGUUCAACGACGGGUCUCAGCUGGUGGUUCAGGCAGGAGUUUCCUGCAUCACCUACACGUCUCCAGAGGGGAUGAUCACCAGGUAUAAGGAGAACGAGAAGUUGCCAGAACACGUCAAGGAGAAGCUGCACUGUCUCUCCACCAUCCUGGGACUGUUGGCCAACCCGACAGCACAUCACCUACAACCUCAUUAACACCUUAUGGUUAAAAAACAUCCCAGCAGCACAGAGGCCUGGCAGGGAACAGAAAGUAGCAUUAGAAACCUGUAUACCGUCUUUUGUCUGGUGUUCUUGUAAAUAUAUCUUUGUGUUUUUUUUGUUUUUUUUUACAUGUACAGAAGACUAAGAUUAUGAAGAUAUAUUUUAUUUUAAUAAGCUACCAUUUUGUAUAGUCUCAGUUGGCUUUGUUGAAAAAGUUUGUGUCAUGACGUGCGUGUCAUUUUUUACUGUGUCUCUAAUUCUAUGAAAUGUGCGAUUCAUAAAUGCUGAGGCAAUAAACAUCUGGAGGCUGGGUGGAGAAAUGCU